Oryzias latipes (Japanese medaka) is the source of this 5240-nucleotide messenger RNA. RefSeq names its product hyperpolarization activated cyclic nucleotide-gated potassium channel 2b (gene hcn2b). NCBI's taxonomy places the organism in Eukaryota, Metazoa, Chordata, Actinopteri, Beloniformes, Adrianichthyidae. Gene Ontology annotation, molecular function: voltage-gated potassium channel activity. Gene Ontology annotation, cellular component: HCN channel complex; axon; dendrite. Gene Ontology annotation, biological process: regulation of membrane depolarization; sodium ion transmembrane transport; potassium ion transmembrane transport. The record is from RefSeq and is a predicted model, not a curated record.
UGUCUUCUGGUUUUUCCACUUUCUGCACCUUUUCGAUCAUACUAAGAAUCUUCACAUUCUUUGCCAACAUCAUGAAACACCACCCGGCCUCCCCCCGCCGCCCUGACCCCCCAGGUUUAAGCAGUCAGUUUGCAUUUGUUUGUCAGAGAUGGAUAAUUCCGAGGAUGAAUUCCAUCAGCCGUGCUCUCCAGAACGCGCGGCGCGCGAGCGCAGCAGCGAAACCAGAAUGAAGCACUUUCAUCUUGGAGGCGGGGCCGCGUCCAAAAACUCCUCCAACAAUGGGCUACGGCUCUGUAGUGGGGGGCAGUCUGAGAGUCCAGGUGCCAGCAGCAGCUCUGUCCGCGCGUCCCUGCGCCCACGCGGCCAAGCACGCGGCUCCCACGCCCUCCAGAGCACAGAGUCAGAGGCAGCCGGGACGGGGCCGGGGGCAGUCGGUAUGCUAUGCAACAAGAACGGAGACUGUCGAAGGGAUCCGGCCAAUUCCGGGAGCCUGUCGUCCCUCAUCUCCCGACAGGAGAGGCAGGCAGAUGGGGCCGUAACAAGUGAGGACAGCGGGAGCCCGGCCGCGGGCAUGGAUGGCUCCGUCACUUCAGCGGGGCCCCCAACACGGGGCCCCGUAGCUGAGGUCAAGGGCGCAGCGGCAACAGGGAAAAGGGAGUCCAGAGUUUCCUUCUCCAACGCCCCAACCGGUAAAGGACAGCCCCCGGAGCAGCAGACGAGGCAUUCGGUGACUUUCAUCAAGGCGGAGGACGGCUCUCAGAUCGUCCCGGAGGAUGGGGACUCUAGAGGGACCCAGACUUACAUGCAGCGGCAGUUCAGCUCCUUGCUGCAGCCCGGAGUCAACAAAUUCUCCCUGCGCAUGUUUGGCAGCCAGAAGGCGGUGGAGAAGGAACAGGAGCGCGUAAAGUCCGCGGGUAACUGGAUCAUUCAUCCAUACAGCGACUUCAGGUUUUAUUGGGACUUUACCAUGCUAAUGUUCAUGGUGGGGAAUCUGAUCAUCAUUCCUGUGGGCAUCACCUUCUUCAAGGAUGAGACCACCACGCCCUGGAUUAUCUUCAAUGUCAUCUCUGACACCUUCUUCCUAAUGGAUCUGGUGCUCAACUUCAGGACAGGGAUCGUGUUUGAAGACAACACAGAGAUCAUCCUCGACCCCAAGAAGAUCAAGAUGAAGUACCUGAAGAGCUGGUUUGUGGUGGACUUUGUGUCCUCAAUCCCUGUGGAUUAUAUCUUCCUCAUCGUGGAGAAGGGGAUCGACUCGGAAGUGUACAAGACGGCUCGGGCGCUCCGGAUCGUCCGCUUCACUAAAAUCCUCAGCCUGCUGCGUCUGCUCAGGCUGUCAAGACUCAUCCGAUACAUCCACCAGUGGGAGGAGAUCUUCCACAUGACCUAUGACCUGGCCAGUGCUGUGGUGCGAAUCUUCAACCUUAUUGGGAUGAUGCUGCUCUUGUGCCACUGGGAUGGCUGCCUCCAGUUCCUGGUUCCCAUGCUGCAGGACUUUCCACCUGACUGCUGGGUUUCCCUCAACAACAUGGUGAACGACACGUGGAGCGAGCUCUACUCCUUCGCCCUCUUUAAAGCCAUGAGUCACAUGCUGUGCAUCGGCUACGGCAGGCAGGCUCCAGAGAGCAUGUCCGACAUCUGGCUGACCAUGCUGAGUAUGAUCAUCGGAGCCACCUGCUACGCCAUGUUCAUCGGCCACGCCACGGCGCUCAUCCAGUCGCUGGACUCCUCCAGACGUCAAUACCAAGAAAAGUAUAAGCAGGUGGAGCAGUACAUGUCCUUCCACAAACUACCUGCUGACUUCAGGCAGAAAAUCCAUGACUACUACGAACACCGGUACCAGGGCAAGAUGUUUGAUGAGGAGAGCAUCCUGGAGGAGCUAAAUGAGCCUCUGCGCGAGGAAAUCAUCAACUUUAACUGCCGUAAGUUGGUCGCCUCCAUGCCGCUGUUCGCCAAUGCCGAUCCCAACUUUGUGACGGCCAUGCUGACCAAACUGAGGUUUGAGGUAUUCCAACCCGGAGAUUACAUCAUCAGGGAGGGGACGAUCGGCAAAAAGAUGUACUUCAUCCAGCACGGGGUGGUGAGCAUCCUGACCAAAGGGAAUAUCAGCAUGAAGCUGAUGGAUGGAUCCUACUUUGGAGAGAUCUGCCUGCUGACCCGGGGAAGACGGACCGCCAGUGUGCGAGCGGACACCUACUGCCGCCUCUACUCUCUGUCUGUGGACAACUUCAACGAAGUGCUGGAGGAGUACCCCAUGAUGAGGAGGGCCUUUGAGACGGUGGCCAUCGACAGACUGGACCGGAUCGGUAAAAAGAAUUCCAUUCUGAUGCACAAAGUUCAACACGAUCUCAACUCAGGAGUUUUCAACAACCAUGAAAACGAGAUGAUCCAGGAAAUUGUCAAGUAUGACCGAGAGAUGGUUCAGCAGGUGGACCUGUCCCGUCCGCGGGCCGGGACGCCGCCUCCGCCCGCUGGAGUCUUUACUCCUCCCUUUGCUCAGCACAGAGAUUCAGCCGUCGCCACGCUGCAGCAGUCCGUCGCCAUGAACUUCUGCCCCCCCAUGCAGGGGAACCCUGUGGGGAACCUGCAGUCUCCCAGGAGGGUGAGAAGAUUUCAGGUAGUGCAGAGCGUGUCCAGCCCCGUCUCAGCUUCCCCCCUGCAGUCCCAAAUCCUGGCUUCCGGUGCCUUUGCCCCUGUGUUGGCCAGUCCCCCUGUCCAAAGCCCGCUGGCAGCUGGGGGGUGGUUGUUCCAGUACGGAUCCAGCAGCCUUGGUUGUCACAUUUCGGGCUCCCAGCUGUCCCUGGGCCAGCAGCACUUUUCCAGCCCGGCCCACCGGCCCGGCACCCACAAGAGCGCCCACUGUUUGCAAACGGGUCACCUGAACCAGGAUGGGAGGGCCCUCUCCGCCUCCCAGCCCUCCCUGCCCCAUGUGGGGCCACAGCCAGGGGCCCCCAGCCCCCCUCAGUCUACAUAUGUGUCAUCCACCUCUAUCGGACCCCCCCAGAAUUCAGUUCCUCAGUCAAGUGUUCAGAGCACAUUACCACACAGAGCGGUCCCCCACCAAACGUCCGUGGGGGCUUUUCCUAGAGUGUCUUUGCCUGGUUCUUUCCAUGGCUUCACAGCAGUGGGGGGCACUGACACAGGUCAGGGGGGGGCAGGACUCCCCAGGAAAGACUCUGAGCCUCCAGAGAAGGACCACGUCAAAGUGAGAACCAGACUCUCCUCAAACUUGUGAACUUUUGAAGGAGAGCUGCUCCCUGAGGAGGAACCCCCUCCUUUUGUCUUACCUGGUUGACUAUCUGAAUGUUUGAGGGAGGGGGGGGGGGGCAUCUGACCCAGGCUCUUCUACCCCCCCAAUGCAGCCACAAUACUUUUCUGCUUACCAAAGUAGUAGCACUGAAGCUAAAGUAGCAUCUUUCGACAGCAUCUUGGGGGGGGGGGGGCUAAAUUGCUACAUCUCUGCAAUAUGAACCUGAAGAUGUACCUGAGGGGUAAAAACAUAUUUUUGGAGUAAAUUAUUAAACACAAUAGAACAAUUAUUAACUUGACUCCAAAUGUUCCUAAUUUUCUUCUGUUCCAACAGUAAAUUAUUUAAAUAUUUCCACUUUUGCCCUCAGUGCAGACAGAAAAUCUAAACAUAAAUGUGAACUGUGAGGUUUUCUGCCCACAGACUGUUUCUUCUCUGUUCUGCAAACACAGAUGUUGGUAAAAUUGUUGGAACCAAAGCUAAACAUUUCAGAGUUUUCUGCAUUUGCCACACGUCGUUCCAUCUUCAGACGGCCUCUGCAGCCUCUGGUCAGUGGAGCAUUUGAGCCCAGAAGUUUUGCAAAGAAAAAACUUUUUCAUGUCUUUAUUUAUGUUUGGAGUCGUCAUGAGGGGCAUCAGUCCACGCUUUGUUCAAAUAUUCUGUUGCUUCUGGGAUCUGUCAGCAAAUGGGAAUGAUUUUUUUAAACCAGCAGCAGGAAUUUUCCUAUGACGGUUCCAGCAGACACGGAUCUGUAGCCGAACUGAAGCUGCUCCUGCUGCUGGUGAGACUUUGUGGAUAGCCAAGGUCGGCUGUGGUUAUCAGUGAUCUGCAUGGAUGAACGCACACACACACAUGCAUACACAUGUAUACACAUAAAUAUGUAUUCCUCUAGAUGCAGACAUACACACAGACAUGCAUAGACUCAUAAAGUGCAUCUGCAGAGUCACACACGUCUCCACACAAAACACUGUAAUCUUUGUUAUUUGAAAGAAGACAGUUUUAGUUCUGCUUCUAUUCUUUCUUAUUGGUCUGCAGUUUUGAAUGACCGUCAGGCAUGUGUGACGAUGCAGGAAGCGUGUGUGAGCGGUUCAUCUCGUCAGCAGGUCAACACCAUGAAUUCACUCACUAAUUGGUGAGCUCACUUUAGUGGGUAGUCGCCAUUUUCUUCAGGGUGUUCAAAACUACAAUUCCAAAAUCCAGUGGCCUGGAAAAUUCCCAGAAGUCUCUACGAAAAACCAGAGUGGAUUGUUUUAGAUUAGAUUGGAUUGGCGCAUAUAGACCACAAUGCAUUGCAUUUAAAUGGUUUGUCACAAAAUGCAAAGUAUUUUCUUUUAUAAAUAAUCCAUCAUCAGAACAUCAUCAUAGAUUCAUGAAUAGUCUUCCUAAAAUGCUCAUAUUUAUUAGGUUUUCACUUCAGCAAUUAGGUAUUUCAGUUGAAAGUAAACGUCGCGGCCGUUCCUUCAGCAUCACGGUUUGGUUUUACCAAACAUGGUCAGACGGCUCCAUCUUCGUUCCAGGCAUCUUGAGGCAUUCUCAGAUGGAACCUGCGUUAAAAACAGCACGUCUGGUCAACCGUGAGGAACCUGGACCAGUUCUGAAGGGUUCUCCUUAAGUUCUGGGUUUACUGGUUUUCAUCAGAGAUUUUCUCUGCUUAACGUCACGAAUCUCCUCUGGAAUCUCUCCCUCUCUGGUUCAGAAUGCGCUGCCAGUAAGACAACACUUGGAUUGAUCAAUAUCUCACAGACUCAUUACUGAACUCAGCCCCCUCCCCCCCUGGGGUCUGUUUCUGUCAGAAACGUCUUGGUCUUGGUUUCUUCAGCACCUCUGCUGCCGACAUGCUCCUGUUCUGCAGAACUCGGUGCCUCGCUAAAACUGUCAUCUUCACAUUCAAGCAACAUAUUCAGAGUGUGGCUUAAUCGUGAGCUCCUCACACACAUUUAUGUCACUAAAGCUGCAAUCCAGAUGACAAAAUAAAAGAUGUUUGGAUAAAAUA